Messenger RNA from Capsicum annuum, 981 nucleotides. RefSeq names its product filament-like plant protein 4. NCBI's taxonomy places the organism in Eukaryota, Viridiplantae, Streptophyta, Magnoliopsida, Solanales, Solanaceae. The record is from RefSeq and is a predicted model, not a curated record. Bases 148 to 657 code for a protein of 169 amino acids. The transcript is spliced from 3 exons.
AUGUGACUUCCAGUUGUAUCUCCUGUCAAGUGUUGUGAACUUGUAAUGCAUUUUUUGUGCUUUUCAAUUAAAAAAGUUAUCAUUUCCCUUAUUUUUGUGAUUCAUUGACUAAAUUAAGCAGAUAUUUUCCUUGUCGAGCAAUCUACAAUGGAUCGUAGGAGUUUGCCGUGGAAGAAGAAAUCAUCAGAUAAGACAACAAGCGAGAAACCUGCAGCUGUUAUAGUGGAGUCAGCCUCUGCCCCUUCAGAUUCAACUGAACCUAAGGUUGAUCAGGGUAAACAGGAAAUCAAGAAACCUGAAUAUGUGCAAAUUUACGUUGAAUCUUAUUCACAUUCGACUGGACUGGAGGAUCAAGUUAAGUCUCUUGAGGAACAAAUGAGUGGCUUAGAGGAUGAAGUCAAGGAUUUGAAUGAAAAGUUGGCUGCUGCACAGUCAGAAAUGACUAAUAAGGAAAACCUGGUAAAACAAUACGCUGAAGUUGCUGAAGAAGCCGUCUCAGGUUGGGAGAAGGCUGAGUUAGAAGCCGCGAAACUGAAAAAUCACCUGGAAUCCGUUACUCUUUUGAAGCUUACUGCUGAAGACAGGGCAUCACAUCUGGAUGGUGCACUGAAAUUACAUCUGGAUGGUGCACUGAAGGAGUGCAUGCGGCAGAUAUGAAAUUUGAAAUAAGAACAUGAACAAAAGCUGCAUGAUGUGAUUCAGAAUAAAACCAAGCAGUUUGAAAAAAUGAAGCAUGAGUUUGAAGCAAAAUUAGCUAACCUGGACCAACAGUUACUCAGGUUUGCAGCGGAAAAUUCUGCACUCUCAAGGUCUUUCCAGGAGCGUUCAAGCAUGGUGAUACAGGUCAGUGAAGAAAAAGCCCAAGAUGAAUCAGAAAUUGAGAUGUUGAAGAGCAAUAUCGAGUCAUGUGAAAGGGAAAUAAAUUCUCUGAAAUAUGAACUCCAAAUUAACUCAAAGGAACUAGAAAUUCGUAUUGAGGAG